Molecule: messenger RNA, 2067 nt
Organism: Petromyzon marinus (sea lamprey)
Lineage: Eukaryota; Metazoa; Chordata; Hyperoartia; Petromyzontiformes; Petromyzontidae
Source: RefSeq, a predicted model, not a curated record
CAACAACAACAAUGGAGGCGAUGGAUCGGCAGUCGGGCGAGCCGACGUCCAGCACGUGGCACGGCGCCCUCUGACGAGGGUUCUGUGUAGGCUACGCGGGAGACAUUUGGCUUGGUGUGUGACUCCGCAGGGAUGAAUGCCCUCCCAAUGCGUCUCCUCCGCGGAUGGCCCUCGCUCCUCGCCACGGCCGCCGUGCUCAUCUGGAUCACGGUGCACUGGAAGCUUCCCGGACAGCCGGUGCUAGAGGAGGCCUGGCGCCGCGCGCAGCCUGGGACUCGCCUGGCGGGUCCCCCGACCCCGAGCCCCCAGGAGCGGGCCGAGGAGGAGGCCCUGUUGCGGGACCUACGCUGGCCCUCUCCGCCACGGUGGCCCGUGGCCUACGAGGCCACCACGUCCGCAGCGCGCAGCUGGGUGGAGGUGACGGCCCAGGCGGGGCGGCUGGCGGUGGGCGGUACGCUGGAGGUGACGGUGCGGGCACACGACCACCUCGGCCGCCCUAAGAGCUAUGGCGGAGACUUCCUAGAGGCCCGUCUGCUCUCGGUCCCCGUAGGCCGUGCGGCCGUCCCCGCCGUGCGGUACUGGGACCGAGGGGACGGCACCUACGGCGUGGCCUUCCCCCUGCCGUGGGCCGGCGUCGCCACCGUGGCCGUGAGCCUCGUGCACCCCGCGGAGGCCGUGCACCUGCUGGCGCGCCUGCGGGAGGAGCGGCCCGACAAGGUCUACUUCAGGAGUCUCUUCCGGCUGGGCAGCCUGUCGGAAACCACCGAGUGCAACGUCCUCCCGGAAUACCUCUCGUCCCCGUCGCCGUCCCCGUCGCCGUCCCCGUCACGGUGGUGGUGGUGGUGGUGGCCGUCACGGCGGUGGCCGCGGUGGCCGUCACGGCGGCGGCGGUGGCCGCGCCGGGCCCCCGGGGGCCGGGCGCUCUGCGACUUGUCUGGGCGGAGCGAGCCGAGCGAGCGCUGGGUGUGUGUGCGUCCCCGGGCCCCCGAGCUGCCCUGCUCCUCGCGCCGGGACCACUCGAAGGGGGGCUACCACGACGGCCUGCUCACGCCGGGGGACGAGCGGCUGCUCCAGACCGGCGUGAACUUGAGAACUCCAAUUCCUGUGCUGGGGUCGGACCGGAUCGCGGUUCAUCCUCGCCCCUCCCGCACACCGCACGCAGGCACUGGCGGGCCUCCACCUCAUCACCACCCUCCACCUCCUCCACCUCGUCGUGACCGACUCCCCGUGUGCUCCCCGGGGCCCCCACCUGGCUACGGCUACUACCUCCGUGGCGAUUGGCUGCAGCCGUCCUGCCGCUCCCUGCGGUUCAGGCGCCCGGAGAGGGCGGCCCGGUGCCUGGCGGGGAAGAGGGUUCACCUCGUCGGGGACUCGAACGUGCGGCAGUGGUUCGAGCACCUCGUCGCCUUCGUGCCCACUCUCCACCAGGUCCCGACCGGCGCCCCCCGCAGCACGGGCCCCCUGCUAGCGGUGGACGCGGCGCGCUCCACCUCGCUGCGCUACCACUGCCACGGCCCGCCCAUCCGCUUCACCGGGGUGCCCGCGGACACGCUGCGAUGGGAGGCGCCGCGGUUGGCGCGCCUGGAGGGCGGCCGCGGCUGCGUGGUGGCGCUGUCGCUGGGCGCCCACUUCACCAGCUUCCCGCUGGGGGUGUUCGUGCGCAGGGCGCGGGCGCUGAGGCGGGCGCUGGGCUCCCUGCUGGCGCGUGAGCCGGCCACCACCGUGGUGGUGCGCACCGCCAACACGCAGGCGCAGUCCGUGCAGCUGGCGCCGUACGGCAGCGACUGGCUGGCGCGGCAGCAGAACAGCGCCUUGCGGCGGCUGCUGUCCGGCCUGCCGCUGGGCUGGGUGGACGCCUGGGCCAUGAACGUGGCCCACUGGGGGCCGCCCCGACUCCACCCGGAGGCCGCCAUCGUGCACCUGCAGGUGGAGGCGCUGCUCUCCUACGCGUGCCCAGACAUGGACGACGACGCCGAUGACGAGGAGGAGGAGCUGUGGGAGGAGGAGGAGGUGGAGGUGGAAGAGGAGGAAGUGGAGGAGGGAGAGGGGCGACUGGGAAGGGAAUGA